AUGGCGAGCCCUUCGAAUCAGGAGCCACAGACCAUUGGGACCCCCGUCGCAGUUUAUGCCGAUUUCUGCUUGAUUCCAAUUGGGACUGCGGAUACUUCGGUUUCAAAACAUGUUGCGGACGUUCAGCGGCUUUUGAAGAAGAGUGGACUAAAUUACCAUAUGCACAGUGCGGGGACGACCGUCGAGGGCUCCUGGGAGGAUGUUACUCGGGUGAUUGGCCAGGCUCAUUCUAUGCUCCAUGCACAGGGUAUCUCGAGGGUGCACACCGAUAUCCGUAUAGGAAGCAGGACCGAUAAACAACAAACUAUGCAAGAUAAGGUGGCUUCGGUGGAGAAGCUCGCACGAGAUCAGGAGAAAUAAACGGCUAUUGGACCUCAUUAUUUAUUCUCCCGGCCAACAGCAAUUUCCCACAAAUGUGUACUCGGGUAGUGGAAUAGAUUUCAUAAACUGUUUGGAGGAUAUCGAGAAGGGGAAUGAAAAAAACGAUCGUCGUGAGGCCAAUCCAAACCUAACCCUACGCUUGUCUAUUCGAAACCCAGCCAGAGGGAAUAAAUAUCGAACGAGAGGAUCAAUUACCGUGGCACCCUUUUAAUUGCAUCGCCGCUGGUUGAUAUUGUUCCAGGGGUUCGCUCUGAGCUCCCGUUACCACUGCUUUGUGGACUGUGCGUUCCGGAGAAGUUGACAGUCCGCGAGACAGUUCUGUUGGCUGGAGCACAGCUGUGUCGUAACGAGAACUUGUGUCGAAACUCCCCCGCAUGUCCGUAUGAAUGCGAUAUGAAGCUUCCAAUGACAUUUAAUUUUUCCAGGAUGUGAAGAAUUAAGAACUCCGACGUGUCCAAUUAUCUAUCGCUGCGUAGAUUUUCUUGUGGAAGUGAAGACUCACGAGAUCCCCUAUAAAUUCGGUGGUUGGAGAACCUUGAAAAGGCAACUCUUUUCUUACCUUUCUCCCUGAACAUCUAAACUCCCGGCCGUCCUCAUUCAUCUCCAUCACCAUCCGCGUCGUUCUCGGAUAAACAGUUAUAGAGACUACUAUAGUAAUUGCAUUUUUGAAAGCCACGCCAUCUGGAUAGCUUCUCAUCGACUUCAUUUUUCUUUCAUACGGUGAGUUUCAUAAUUUCAGCCCGGUUCCGGGAGACGACAAUACGGUGAUUGAUAGGAGGCGACCGCUCAACAGCAUCCGCAGGCGGUACAGAUACCGCGGGCGGAGAAAACAAAUCAAAGAUUAUAUAACUCUUUCACGCACUUAUAAUCCCCGUCUUUUGAGUGGCCAUGACAGCGGGACUUAGAUCAAGAGGUGGGGAGACUCAAACUCCACAGCUUUCUGAAUGCGGUCACGAUAAGUCUUGCCUUGAUUUUGGUACAGAUCGCGACAUCAAGUGUCGGAAAUGCUGGGAUAAUCGCGAGAUUCUCAUCCAAAGACUUAUUGAACCGUUUGAGCACGCCCUUGGUUCAUUUGGUGUUGACGCGGUGGUCACUGGUGAUGCCGUCGUCCCCCCACCAACAGCCUCAACAACCCCUGCAGAAAGAACCACUGGGAGAACGAGAAGCCUGCGACGGAGGGCGGGGUCGAAAAGGACAAGAAGCGAGUCUAGAGGGUCAACCCCGACACCCAAGGCACAAGAGACGAAGGAGAAAACCGCAGACUGGGGAUAUUCGCUGAGGUCAGCAAAUCGGAUAGUGACUGACCCUGAGGAAGAGGACUGCAUUCGAGUACAGGAUCUCAGUUUGAUGAGAUCUAGGUCUCAGGAUAGUAGCGGGCCGGUGGGAAAGAGCAUAAAGCCCACCUCACACGUGGCAGGGCUCAAUGAAGGCGGCAUUAAAUGGUGGGAGACAAGAGGAGCAGGGACCCACGGGAAAUCGGGAAAGCCUAUUGGUAAAGGAAACGAGAGAUCGUCUUCCGUAGCCUCAACUUCGGCCUCAAGGACGAAGGCCGCAGCCCAGCCGGUUAAAAAGUCGCAGCAGCAAACCUUGCUCUCGUUUUUUACUCCC
Messenger RNA from Tuber melanosporum (Perigord truffle), 1989 nucleotides. RefSeq lists its product as uncharacterized. Bases 1 to 360 code for a protein of 119 amino acids. The record is from RefSeq and is a predicted model, not a curated record. Gene Ontology annotation, cellular component: cytosol. The transcript is spliced from 5 exons. Lineage: Eukaryota; Fungi; Ascomycota; Pezizomycetes; Pezizales; Tuberaceae.